AAAAGAAAAACAAAAAUUCUUAUUCGAUGCUAAUACUAUCCAUUUUUGGAGUUUGUUCCAAAAAAAAAUAAAAGAAGAAUUUAAGGAUAAAUUGGAUAGCAUUAGCGAAAUGUCAAUAGAAUUGAUAUCGACUAAAUUCGACAUUUCAAUAAAAGGUAAAACUGACUUUAAAAUGCUUUUUGCAACUAUUUCUGAAAAUCCAGAUGGUCCAAAAAGUAUUGCAUUUAAGUUAAAAUGCUCUCAAUUAGAAUUUUUUUCUUACAAAUGCUUAUCCCAAAUUGAGAGAGUAUUUGGGAUAAGCGUUGAAAGAAUUAUUGAACUUCUGCUAUUAAGACUCUCUUCAACG
Messenger RNA from Racocetra persica, 346 nucleotides. The record is from the annotation of a GenBank genome assembly. Lineage: Eukaryota; Fungi; Glomeromycota; Glomeromycetes; Diversisporales; Gigasporaceae.